GUUAUCUAUUUAUAUCUCAGCAAUCACAGUGUGCAUGAUAAAAUGAAUGGCAGCAAUGAGGAGGAGAAAGUUGCAUGUGUCUUAUCAAUUGUAUUUUAUAUUUAUUUUUUAUAUUUUCAGUGGCCACCUGUUGCUCGAAGGUAGCGAAGAUUAAAAAAGAAAAUUAUUAUCUAUACUUUAAUUUUAUUUUUCAAUAUUUUUAACAGGAAUUAAUAAUUAAGUCCUGGGCACUAGGUUGUGAAAUAUGUGUCAAUUAAACCUAAAAAUGAUACCUGCUAAUUGCUUUAUUAACGGAAGCAAAUCAUUUCAAUGUGCUUAAUGUGAUUGCAAAGAUAUAAAUAGAUUAGAAUUACAUUCAAUACAAAAGAAAAUUGAUCUCCAGAAUUGUGUUUCAGAGAGAGAGCUCGUAUUAAAUCACGUAGUUGAAGUAAAAUUACGUAGAUAUAGGAUCGCGCAUGCAGUUAUAUUAUUGUACCAUUUUAUCCCGUUGGUACUAUUUUCUUCAUUGAUUGUAUAAACUUUAAAUUUCACAAUAAAUGACAGAAAAUAUAAAACUUAUCACAUAACCCGCAUCACAUUAAAAUCGGCACAAACAGUGGAAGUCGUAAAAAUCAACUUUUAACCCGCGGGUUAUAUACUGGAAAAUACGGUAGCAAAUUGUAUCAAAUUCAGCCUUUUGAAGAAUUCUAUGCAAACAAACUAUUAACAAAGUUUCUUUGUGGUAUUGUUCGCAGUAUGCCUGCCAUUAUGGUUUUUGUGAAACUCAUGUGUGCAGGACUUUUGUGGGAUACAAAGUUGGAUGUUGUACUGUUCAUGUUGAUAGAUAAAAUAAUGUUGUCAUGAAUUCUCUGUUUCUCUAAUCUGAUUAUGUGCAUAAACUAUAAUCAUCUAUAAAAAAGGAUGAUCUGUUGGCAAUUUUUGUUAUUUUACAUUUAGCCAUAGCACUGUCUAUUUCAGGCAAAAUUUAUACUAAAAUGUCGAUUUUAAUCAAUGAUGGAAAUAUAGAGGAAGAUAAUUUAGUGAAAUGUGAUAUUGGUGAGUUUGUGAUUUCCGUGAAAAAGUUGAAGAAAUUUUGUGAGCCAAUAUUGAAAGUAUCUCAGUAUGGAAAAACAGUAUUACAGUAAAUGGGAAAGACCAUUGCAUUCUAUUUUUUGGAUGUCUUUAUCCUGCUCUAUUGUUUGGAUAAACCCAGUUUAUCUGCUUAUUAGUUGUCUUCUUCCAGUUCCACCAAUUAUGGUUAUCGAGUUUGUCCGCACUUGUGGUAAAAGAAAAGUUUUGAAUAAAAAAUAUGUUGAUUACUUCAUAAGAAAAGACGAAUCCUACCAACAGUUACUCAAGAAAGCAUCACAAGAGAAAUGGAGGGAGCAUUUAAAUACUUAUUUAGAUAUAUUAAUUGCAUUGCAAAGAAUGUUUUCUGAUAUGAUAGAUUAUUUUGAGUAUAUUCAUAGUGUCGUUACUUGGAAGAGACCCAAAACAUCCUUACUAUUUCUCCUUUCAUCCCUAGCAUUGGAAUUUUCAUUAUAUAUAUUUGAGAUGGGAACUGUUUUAUUUGCUAUUAUUCUAUGCUGUUUUAUUGUCAACAAAUAUUUAUACUAUGCUAUAAUUGGAAUGGUCUUAAGAAUAAGACAUCAGCUGGUUGCUUUGACAUUCAAACCUGUCCCUAAAUCACCAAGAGUUGAACUGGAUGCUGCUGAAAAUAAUAAAGAAUACACACAGAGGAAAGAGAAUGUGGCUUCAAUCGGUGGUGAUGAACUUGACUACAGUAGCAGUUCAGAAUCUGAUGAAGGCGAUUUAAGUGAUAAUAAGAGAGCCUCUUCAAUAAGACCGACUGGCAAUCAACCAUCAGCUUCCAUGAUGUCAAAGUUUAUACCAAGAUCAAUUCGAAGGAGGUACAUGAGCGCUGGAGUGUGUUCAAAUUGUGACCAACCCGCCUCCACUAUCUUGAAACGAAGGCGAUAUUGUCGACAUUGUGGUAACAGUUUUUGUGCGAAAUGUUGCAACACACGAGUGGCCAGAGCGUUACUUGGUGCUACAGCUCCGGCAGCGUAUCAAGAAAAGGUUUUGGUUUGUGAACCAUGUCGCGUGUUUCUCAUGAACCGCUUAAAAACAACGCCAACAGAGUUACUUGAUUAAUAGACAACUUUAUUGAGAUCUACCAUGCAAGUGAGUUGGGGUGUCAAGGUAAAGAACUCUAAAACCCGCGAUGAAAAAGCGAUGCUUCCUAUUCGUUUACACGGAAUUAAUCUGGAAAAUCACACUACAUCCAUACUUCAAAUUAAGAAUAACGAGUUAGACCUAAAAUGAAGCGUUCGAGUGAUGCUAAACUGGUACAAGGCAGUUAUAAUAGAUUUCUGUGUUGUAGAGAAAAGAUUAAAAAGCCAACAGCUCAUGCAAUGACACAACUUGCACUGUGGAAAAUUUCUGAAACAUUGUAUUGCCAGAAGAUAAGGGGGGAUUUUUUUUAUUUUUUUUAUUUACUUAAGAUCAUAUUUUUAAAUUUCAAUUAUAUGUAUUCAUGAUAUUUUUACUGUAAAUAAAAAUUCAUUUUUUAA
This is a messenger RNA of Hydractinia symbiolongicarpus, 2552 nucleotides long. Its product is annotated as protrudin-like. Gene Ontology annotation, biological process: endoplasmic reticulum tubular network formation; protein localization to plasma membrane; vesicle-mediated transport. NCBI's taxonomy places the organism in Eukaryota, Metazoa, Cnidaria, Hydrozoa, Anthoathecata, Hydractiniidae. Gene Ontology annotation, molecular function: metal ion binding. The record is from RefSeq and is a predicted model, not a curated record. The transcript is spliced from 14 exons. Gene Ontology annotation, cellular component: endoplasmic reticulum tubular network. Bases 1102 to 2133 code for a protein of 343 amino acids.